GACGAGGAGACUAGGCUCUCACAAUGCCUGCAACUCGCGUCAGCCACUAGCGCUGAACCACAAGUCCCAGAAUACAACACACUCCUGAGUUUCUCGUAGUAUGAGCAAGCGCUCCUAGAGGUUCCGGGGGCAGGCGGUAUUCACUUCCGGCAGCGACUAGCGGGGCUAUGGCUGCCCUGCUCAGAGCAGUGACCCAGUGGCAGAGGGUAGCUGCCUGGGGGAGGCCGCUCCAUGGGCUGUGCUGCAGUGCGCGGGAUCCCAGGAGGUGGGUGGGAAGCAGACCACCCACCUUGAAGGAGACACCAUCAGACACAGAGACGGAGAAAUUCCAGAUGGUCUACCGGUUUGGUGCCAUCAGAGUCUUCGGAUUCCUGUCUCGGCUGAAGGUGGCACAGACGGCCCUGACGGUGGUGGCCCUGCCGCCAGGCUUCUAUUUGUACACCCAGGGCCUGAUGAGUCUUGGCUCCCUGUGCCUCAUGGGUGGGAUAGCUGGCUUUGCCCUGGCCAUGCUGUGCUGGAUGAGCCAUUUCUUCCGGAGGCUGGUGGGCAUCUUGUACGUGAAUGAGUCAGGCACGGUGCUGCGGGUGGCCCACCUGACCUUCUGGGGCUCGCGGCAGGAUACCUGCUGCCCCGUGGCUGAUGUGAUCCCCCUCAUGGAAACCAGGGACCGGCCCCAGGAGGUGUUCGUCCGUAUCCAGCAGUACAGUGGGAAGCAGACUUUCUACCUUAGUAUGCGCUAUGGAUGCAUCCUGGACAGAGAACGAUUCACACAGGUGUUUGGGAGAGUGGACAUGCCCAGAUAAACUCCUGGAAGCUGGGCUUCCAGGUAUCCCUGGGCCACCUGGAUCUCUAACAGGAAGGCUGACAAAGAGGAACAGGCAGCUGGAGACUUUGCCAGGGCUCCUAGGAACUUUAUGGUGACCCCAUGUGUGCAGAGUAGAACUGUGCUCCAUAGGAUUUUCAAGGCUGUGACCUUUCAGAAGCAGAUCAGCUGGCCUUGCAGUCACCAUGAGUCAAAAUCGACUGGAUGGCAAAUAACAACAGCAAUCCAGGAACUUGUCUUAUGGGAUGAAGAAAUUCAUGUGGCAAAAGCUAGUAACCAGGUUUAAUAAAAAGGCCCUACGUGCAAGUUCUCACUGCACUUGUGGAUAAUGUUCAAAUAAUGGCCAGAAACUUCUCCUAAGAGCCAGUUCUUGGAGGAAGCUGUCUCACGGUCACCCAAGCAGUGCACUGCUGUGGAAUCGGAAGGCAGAGUGGUGUGGCUGGGGAGCACCGGAUUUGGAGUCAGAAGACUUAGGUCAUCUGAACCUUGGUUUUCACUCUGUAAAAUGGGGAG
Messenger RNA from Loxodonta africana (African savanna elephant), 1336 nucleotides. RefSeq names its product transmembrane protein 186 (gene TMEM186). Lineage: Eukaryota; Metazoa; Chordata; Mammalia; Proboscidea; Elephantidae. Gene Ontology annotation, cellular component: mitochondrion. The coding region runs from base 168 to 803 and encodes 211 amino acids. The transcript is spliced from 2 exons. The record is from RefSeq and is a predicted model, not a curated record.